CAUAGCUCAUGCACACGCAACAACACAUCUUAAGUCCUCUACUCUUGGAUUUAGGACAUUCCAACUAGAUUCAUAACACUGUACGCAACCGCACUUCUGUGCUUUAGUCGUCCUUAAGCUUCAGAUCCAGAUCUUAGGGAACAUUCUAUGAUGACUCAGCGCUCAGCCAUAUCAAUAAUUACUACUAUGUCUGUUCUGUUUGUAUUUUCUAGCUACUUAAGCUUGUGCUUCCGCCCAUUUAUCACAUUGCACACCUCCUGCACGCAACACGCAGCCGCUGCGACGUAACUCAACCCUAGAGAAAGAGAACAUGGCCAAUAUUAUUCGUUCUGCAAAGUCCAGCAGCAACUGGGAUGUCAAUGAGCUAAUCGCUUACAACAUAACCGUCACUGCUGUACCAUCACAGCAAUUCUUUCCCCAGGAGAUAGAUGUACCUCUAACCGCGGCAGGCCUUGAUCCCGCGCUCGCCACCGCCGACUCGGACGUGCGCCCUGACCCUGAUGUCUCGCGCAACACGUCUCUUUUUCUCCGGUAUCUUCAUGAUGCCACCACACCAGAUUUUUGUGUUCAGAAUGUUCGUGUGUCGAGCAUCGACGACUUCGUUUGUCAGCUUCUCAUUACAGUUGGCUUCACAAUGGGUCCGUAUUGCGUGUCAAGACGACGCUCGAUCCCAUUGUUGAUCUGUGAUUAUAACCGCAAAGUUGCGCAGAUAAGCGUAUGCUUGCGGGAUACGGAAUCAGACAUGCUACUUCUUCUACAAAUGGACAAGACGCAGAUAGGUAGCUCAAAUGUCGAAGCACGUAUGAUUCCAGGAGCCAUUGCGGCCUACCAGCUCAACAACAACAAGCGGCAAGAGAGGGGCCUGCACCCACUCGAUGCCAUGACUAUGCCUUGCAUCACCAUGAUUGGGACGCGCCCCACCUUCUGCUUGGUGCCCGUCACCAAAGCGUUGAGCGAUGCAGUCAAUUCCUGUCAAUAUCCGUCAGCUAGGACUGAGGUGUGGAAAUGCGAGGUCGCCAGUGACCACAAUGGAGGCAUGGAGGCACCGAAAUACAGGGGCAUCGCCUUGCAGUAUUAUGUUGCAUUCAAAUCCCUUGCUAAAAGCCACUGGGAUAAGUUUCUUCGUUAAAGUCUGAAUCACUUAUAAAUUUAACACACGACGUGUACAACUUGUAACAUUAUUCGAAUAUCGAAACAGAAUCAAAAACUUUUAC
This is a messenger RNA of Suillus discolor, 1214 nucleotides long. RefSeq lists its product as uncharacterized. The transcript has 2 exons. The coding region runs from base 311 to 1129 and encodes 272 amino acids. Lineage: Eukaryota; Fungi; Basidiomycota; Agaricomycetes; Boletales; Suillaceae. The record is from RefSeq and is a predicted model, not a curated record.